Messenger RNA from Blastocystis hominis, 1530 nucleotides. RefSeq lists its product as hypothetical. Gene Ontology annotation, molecular function: cysteine-type deubiquitinase activity; zinc ion binding. Gene Ontology annotation, biological process: protein deubiquitination. The record is from RefSeq and is a predicted model, not a curated record. Lineage: Eukaryota; Bigyra; Opalinata; Blastocystidae. The transcript has 8 exons. The coding region runs from base 25 to 1530 and encodes 501 amino acids.
GGACUUUCUAGACAAAGGUGAACAAUGCAGAACAAAUCACAGGGUGCCAAUGCGAAGGAAAGUCGAAGUUGUCCGUAUUUAGAUACUGUGGAUCGGAAAGUGCUGGACUUUGAUUUAGAAAAGGAAUGCUCGGUAACACUUAGUCACAAAAACGUAUAUGUGUGUUUGGUCUGUGGAGUCUAUUUGCAAGGGAGAGCCGAAAAUACGCCAGUAUACUUCCAUUCGAUGCAAGAAGACCACCAUGUAUUUCUGAAUACCGAAACCAAAAAGUUCUAUUGCCUUCCCGACAACUAUGAGAUCGUGGACCACUCUCUGGAAGAUAUUAAGAUGGCAUUGGAUCCAGAGUUCACUCCAGAAUCGAUAAAGAAGCUGGAUAGCAACACGAUGCAUUAUCGUGUUCCUACAGGAGAUGAAUAUCUGCCCGGUGAAAUGGGAAUGAACGUAGUUGAUAAUGCCGACUACGUAAACGUGGUUGUGCAAGCCCUUUCCCAUGUCACCCCAAUCCGUGACUUUUUCUUGAUUCCUGCGAACUAUUCGUACACAUCCAACCCAUUAGUGCAUUCUUUCGGUGUACUGAUCCGCAAACUCUGGUCACACACUCGAUUCAAGUGCAAUGUGACUCCCUACGAAUUUUUGAACGAAGUCACGCGCAGCAGCAACGAGAAGUUCACCGUGAAGGAGCGUCGCGAUGCAUCGGAAUUUCUCUGCUGGCUCCUGAAUUCGCUUCAUACGGCGCUGAAAGACAAAGAGCACAAGACCACCGUGAUCGAUCGCUGCUUCAAAGGCCGCAUUGAAGUCACUCGCAGAACCUACAAAUUAGUGGGGAUUUCUGGAUUCCAAAAAUCUAGUCGAAUUCCAGUAAGCGCGUGGAAGUGGCCGCCAACGACGGCGGCGUGCACAUCGACGUUUCCCCGUCCGCGGAUCAGCCAAAUUUUGGCGGGGAACGAAGCCAAGGUGGAAACCGCGGUGAAGCAACAGGACUACUGGAUGCUGUCGCUGGACCUGCCCCCGAUUCCGCUGUUUCGGAACAGUAACAACGACAGCGUGGUGAACAAAUUGCCGCUCUAUUCGCUCCUCAAGAAGUUCGACGGCGAGACGCCCACCAAAGAGAUCUGGGAGAACGCGGAGAAGACCUACCGGAUCGUGAAGCUGCCGCGGUAUUUGAUCUUCGCGAUCCACCGAUUCCAGAAAAACGAGUUUUUUUUCGAGAAAAACACGUCGAUCGUGCAGUUCCCCAUUCGAAACAUGGAGAUGCGACACUUCUUCUUCCCGCCGCGGCGCGCUGCCACGGUCGAGUUCGAUUUGGUGGCGAACAUUUGUCAUGACGUGGAUUUAGAAGAAGAUCGGGAGAAGAAGAAGAGAAACCCGCUGUUGGAGAACCCGGUGACCAAGGGGUCGUAUCGAAUCCACAUGAAAAACAAUGCGGAUGAUGAAUGGUACGAGAUCCAGGAAUUGGUCGUGAAACCCACACGAGCGGAGUUGGUUAUGUUGUCGGAGAGUAGUAUUCUUGUGUUCGAAAGGAAAGAUUGA